Molecule: messenger RNA, 1065 nt
Organism: Rhodotorula toruloides NP11
Lineage: Eukaryota; Fungi; Basidiomycota; Microbotryomycetes; Sporidiobolales; Sporidiobolaceae
Product: phosphotransferase enzyme family protein
Exons: 5
Coding region: 1-1065 (354 amino acids)
Source: RefSeq, a predicted model, not a curated record
AUGUCCUGGACGGAGGCGACGCAAGUCCUGCUUUCAGCGCCUUGCUCGCUUUCUGCGUUUGAAGCGGUCUUCGGCCUCACUGAACUCGCCUCCUAUUCCCACGGACCUCUGCCGACCUGCGUCUCCCACUGCUCUUGGCGCCCUCAUACCGUCGCCGACGGUCAACUUUCCUUCGGUCUCUUCCCCGUCGACCUUGACCCAGGCAAACAGAACCCGAAUGUCGAGAAAACCGUCUUGAUUUGCAGCUACUUCAACCAAUCGCGAGUCUACCGCCAAACGUACACGACCGGUGUCUCUCGCGUAAUCAAGACCGGCACACGGGUGUCGGCGAUGGAAGGGGAGAUCACAGAAUGGGUGCGGACGCACACGACGGUUCCGGUUCCCACGGUCCUGCAUCUCACCGCUGACAAUGAACGCACUUGCAUCGAGCUCGAGUAUGUUGAAGGAAGCGAGGAGCUGGAGAAGGCAUGGCCUUCCCUCGACGUCGCAGCGAAGAAGACGAUCGGCAACGAGCUUGUUGAAGUGCUCAAAGUGAUGCAAGAAGCGCCGCAUCCAGCCAACGGACUCAUCGCCUCGUACCAGCGAGAACGAGGGGCCGCCCUCCACUCCUUCCACCGACCCGAAUGGCCACCUUACACGCCCACGUCGUCCAUCACCAACUUCUUCGACUGUGCUCGCCAGUGCGCCCUCGCCAGCGGCAUGUCACCCGCAACCUGGGACUCGGGAAUCGCGCCGCACAUUCGCCUCGACACUCGCAUCGUCCUCACCCACGGCGACCUCCAACCUCGCAACAUCCUCGUCCGCGACGGCCAUCUCGCCGCCCUCAUCGACUGGGAGCUCGCGGGCUGGUGGCCGGAGGAGUUGGAGGCUGCGAUCGUCUUGAGGGCAUUGCUCGAUCGCCCGACGGACAUGGCUACGGCUGACAACGAGGUCGCAGCCUGUUGGUUCAUCGCCGACUGCAUUGAUCGCGCGAGGGCCGGCGAUGAGGGGGAUGUUACCGAGCAGUCGCGCCGAUGGGAGUGGGCCAAGUUCCUGCUUCAUCCGCAUGCCGCGCAGGUUGCGUAA